This is a messenger RNA of Paramuricea clavata, 717 nucleotides long. NCBI's taxonomy places the organism in Eukaryota, Metazoa, Cnidaria, Anthozoa, Malacalcyonacea, Plexauridae. The record is from the annotation of a GenBank genome assembly.
AUGCCUAAAGAAAAAGGCAAGCGUCGUUCAGGACCAACUCGAGGCUCAACUCGUGGCCGUCCGCAGCGUGGCAUCGAGCAAACGCCGGCUGCAGAUGUUGGUGAAAGUUCAACGACGCCGUCGAGUACUGCUGGGGUGAACUACGUCGACUUAUCAACGGAGGUUCUCCAUCUCCUCCUGGCGCAACGAAAUCUCGCGCUUUCUGGUUCGCGUGAUACUCUUCUUCGGCGCCUCGCCGAUCACGAUGGAGCAGAAGUCCCAGCUGCAUCGAGUGCCGAUCCGAGACCCAGCUCAACACCGGAAUACUCAUCUGAAUCUCUCUGCUCGCUUGCGUCGAACCUUGUUCCUCUUCUCCGCGACGUUUUGGCCCAACAAAACGGGUCGCCGCCAACUAUGCCACCUCAACCACCGUCGCUGCCAAGUUUUCCCGCGCAAAACGCUCCAACGCCGCCUCUGGACCUCGGUAAUCCAUCACAAGUUGCCAGCCUCCUUUCGUCGCAGCCGUCGACAUCUUCUUCGCCAUUAGACGUCAGCCCAAGUUUACCAAAAAGGCUUGAAGAGCAAAUUCUAAAGGGUGAGUUUGUCGAUUUUUCUUUGCUUCUCCCGAGUAAUUCAGACCGUCCUAGUUUUGCCCCUAUUCGCCUUUCAGUAGAGGGCGACUAGGGUUUCACGAUCCCAAUUCCUUUCUCAAAUUUCGGAAAGCGCGCUAAAGUCGAC